Cotesia congregata is the source of this 600-nucleotide messenger RNA. The record is from the annotation of a GenBank genome assembly. NCBI's taxonomy places the organism in Eukaryota, Metazoa, Arthropoda, Insecta, Hymenoptera, Braconidae.
AUGGAGUUAGUAAAACACUCUUGGAGAAAAUAUUUAUUAGUGUACAACUCGCAUUUAAGUCCACUAGUGCGACAGCGAGUUGAGAGUAAAAUUAUUCAGAAAGCGUUUCUGUCAAGCUCCUCGGAGAAAAAAAGUGACAAGCUGACAGAUGAUGAUGUAAUUUUCAACGCGAUAGGCGCAACUGAUGAACUGUCCUCCUACAUUGGGCUCGCACGUGAGUUCGCUUGUGAGACUACUGUUCAGCAUCCUUAUGUUGAUAAACUCAAGCGGGUCCAGAUGAUUUUGUUUGAUAUCAAUAACGCAAUCACCAGGAUACAGAAAUCUAGUAAGAUUAAUUCUUUUAAGACUAAACACACCCAGGAUCUUGAAGAGUGGAUCACUGAGUAUGCUAAUCAGUUACCUCCACCGGAGGAUUAUAUUAUACCGCGAGCGGAAAGAAGCAUAACCCCCCUAGUCUACAACGGUUUCUUGGACAAAGAGACCCAAAAUUACCUGCACCGUCUCUCGGAGUUCUUAUUCACAGUCUCGCGAAUCGCUGCCAAGUGCGACCAGCGUACAGAAAGCAUUUACAUCCCGCCUGCGGAGGUCCAAGAGAAAUAA